ACGUGAAGAUGCGUUCCAAAAGUUUGUUGUUUGUGUUGUUUGCCACCGCGAUGGCAUCAGUGGUGUUUGGUGCUGAAGAUGUGACAACUACCACAACGGAGCAGUCAUCAACAGACGAUCCGGCCAAAAAACAGGAAAAACGAGGCUUGUCGGAAUAUGCGGAUUUCGGGACGGAUUUCGGAGGAGAGCAUCUGUCACUUGGUGAGCAUCAAGAAGGGAUCGGUGAGGAUGAGCAUUACACUCCAGAACAUUACCCUCGAUCAUACCCUCAUCAUCACGAGCAUGUGAAGACGAUCACUGUCGAGAAGAAGGUUCCAGUCCCGUACAAAGUUGAGGUGGAGAAGAAGGUGCCCGUACCUGUAAAAGUGCCGGUCGAUCGACCUUACACUGUGUUCGUACCCAAACCCUACCCAGUGACUGUUGAGAAGCCUGUGCCCUACCCGGUGAAGGUACCCUACCCACAACCGUACCACGUCGAGAAGAAGGUUCCCGUUCCGGUGCAUGUCCAUGUGGACCGUCCAUACCCUGUUCACGUCAUUAAGCCCUAUCCAGUCUACGUCACCAAGAAAGUACCAGUCCCCGUCGAAAAGCACAUCCCUGUACCAUACAAGGUUCACGUUGAUAGACCAGUACCUGUUCGUGUGCCAGUCACCAAACAUGUGCCCUACCCCGUCGAGAAACACAUCCCUGUACCAUACAAGGUCCAUGUGGACAGACCUGUGCCAGUACAUGUACCCAAGCCUUACCCAGUGCAUGUUGAGAAGAAGGUGCCAGUUCCAGUAGAGAAAGUCGUCCCCUAUCCUGUCAAGGUACCAGUCAAGGUGCCCUAUGAAGUACCAGUGCCCUACAAGGUCUACAAGCCCUACCCCGUUCACGUACCAGUCCACGAAAAGGAACAUCACUACGAUCACCAACAACAGUAUCAUCAGUUGUAGAUCAACAAGCAACAGUAUCAUCAAUUGUUAAUCACCUACAACUCAGCCAAACAACAAGGAAUUGGACUACACGUUAUCGGAUACCCAGUGACUGAUAUCGAAAGCCUAAAACAGAACUUUUUAUAAAGUUAUCACUGUUAUUAUAGUGACUGUUAUCUCUUACAAUGUUCCUAAGUAAUUUAGUUUCCAACUGUGCUCAGAUAAACAGAUAAUAAUCUUUUAAGGACGAGUGCAUUAUAUUGUGAAAUUUAUAGGACUGAAGUGUAUUACAACUGAGCUCAAUUUUAUAAUAAUCAUACUGAGAUUCAUUCAUUAAUCCAUUCAUUCUCUCAGGUCAUUCAUCAAUUUAUCAUCACAUGAAUUUCACUUCAAAGUGUUCGCAUUUCAGGUGAGUCGAUGAGAAAUGUAUUUUUGCAGAAUGUUAGGAAUAUAAUCAAUUUUUUUUUUCUAUUUUCAACCACCUUCUCAUACAAUAUAAUACUAAUUGAAAACAUCACUAAUAUCAAAUCACACUUGUACUUGAGAAUUAACAAUUCAAUUAGCAAAAUAACAUCUCAUUCGUAUUCAAAAUUCUUCAAUUUGUAAAUCUUAUCACCAUUCAAACAAAAUACUUUAUGAUAAUGUCAUCAACCUCUCAAUAAUAAUGAUUGGUGUGAGAAUUUAUAAGAUUUGAAUGUAAAAGUUGAUUCAAAAAUAAAUUUUGCAGAAAACAAGCUUACUUGACAAUUAUUACUUAGUUUUAAUAGUUAAUUACUUGACAAUUAUUAUGCAAAACCUAAUACUUACCAGAAGCAUCGACAUUGGAAUUGAUUUUAACAAAAAUUGCCUAUAUUUUUUUAUAAUGACAUCAAUAAUAGAUUGCUCAAUAAUGCUCAACAUCACAAACAUUUGAAUUCAUUUCAACAAGAACAUCAUAAUUCUUUCAUUAUCCGUAGUAUUUUAAAUACCCUGAUUAAGUCAUGAAAGAUCAUUUUCUAUCGAAGAAUAAGUUGAGCCUCUAAUAAAAAUUAUAAGUAGAAAAAUUAACAAGCCUACUACCUCGUUGUAAACUUGAGCAUAAGUUUUAGAGGGGAUAAGUUUUAGAGCAUAAGUUUUACGUCAGUAAUUUGAAUCUCUUAUGGCUUUCCUACGUAAUUAUGUUUCCAUUCUGUUUUUCCCAAAAACUGAGCAUUUUUCAAAUCCAUCGAAAAUUCAGUUCAUUGAUAAUAAUCUUUCAAAUUAGAACUGCUACAAGGUGUCGUCAACAUUGACAAAAACAUUUUUUUUAUUCAUUUUGCGUGGCCAGUAACAUAUUAUCAAUACCAUUUUCAUGCAACAGAAUGUGGAACAUCUUAUUCCAUGCUUAAUUAUUAGUCUUCUAUUGUUCAAAUUUCUACGGUAAUUUAAUAGUAUUGAUGAUGUCAGUAUUGAAAAUCUAUAUUAAAUUUAGCUAUUCAACUGAUCAUUUCGACUUUCCAUAUAGGCUACGUAAUCCAUUUUUCAAAAUGUGUAGGCUUGCACACCAAAAAAUCACGAAUAGUAGACGAAAAAAGGAUUAUAAUAUGAGUUGAAUGCAUUAAAAUUUAGAAUAUUGAGUUACCUUUUCGAAACUGUGUUUAAUAAAUGAGUUACUUUAACAGUGACAGAGAUAUGAAUUAUAAGAAUCCUACUCAAGAUCUCAUUGCAAUUAAUUCACAUGUCAUACCUCUAUUUCAUUAAUUGUUUGAUACUAUAACAAGUUGUAAUUGAUGGAAUGUAUGUUUCUGUAUUAUAAGACUACUUGUAUUUAUACUGUAAACGCUAUCAUAAAUAAAUAUCCGCAUUUUUAAAAAGUUA
Molecule: messenger RNA, 2750 nt
Organism: Nilaparvata lugens (brown planthopper)
Lineage: Eukaryota; Metazoa; Arthropoda; Insecta; Hemiptera; Delphacidae
Product: skin secretory protein xP2-like
Exons: 1
Coding region: 9-935 (308 amino acids)
Source: RefSeq, a predicted model, not a curated record